Messenger RNA from Entamoeba invadens IP1, 984 nucleotides. RefSeq lists its product as hypothetical. The coding region runs from base 1 to 984 and encodes 327 amino acids. The record is from RefSeq and is a predicted model, not a curated record. The transcript has a single exon. Lineage: Eukaryota; Evosea; Mastigamoebida; Endamoebidae.
AUGUUUUUCAAACGACGUCUUUCGAGCUACGACAAAGACGUUGAGUCACUCUUUUAUUAUUUUCCAAAAGAUUCCGUCCCAUUUGACUUUCUACUUUUAGUCGAAAAGAUGACGUUGAAACAGUUUUUAAAUGUUUUUAAACAACUUGGGAUAUACUUCUUCGAGGAGCCUGAAGUCUUUUCUGAGAACUCUCGGAAGAUGUGGUAUGUCAAAUAUGUCGUAUGGAAACUGACGAAGAAUAACCGCUUGUUGUUAGAAGCCCUUGUACUCAGAUUAAUUAAAGACGAACAACGCCCUUUACUCUUCGAAAUGCUUUACGACACCAGCAAAUUUCCACACCCUCAAAACAUCAGAGCGUUUCUUCAUACACUCUUCACGUGUCAGGAACAAAUAUUUAAUGACACGGAUGUCCUGAUGUAUAGUCAUGACGGUGACUUAAUUGGCAUGUCUGAGGAUGUCCAUUGGGAGUCGAUGUUUGAAGUUGGUGAGUUAUGCACAACCAUUUUUGUAAUACAGAGUACGACGUAUAUGACCCCUAAAGCUUUUUUGAGUAAAGUACUUGACCUGUAUAAUCGGCUUGAAGACGAGAAGAAUUGCAUUGACGAAAAGUUGUUACGACCGAAAAUCAAGCGGCUUGAAGACAUCGUUUUGACAUGGACGUCUUUUUUUAAAGACGAGACAGACGAGUCCGCAGAGUUCAAAAAGAGUGUGUUGGACUCCGUGAUCUUUACCAAAGAUUUGUUCAUUCCCGACGUUUUGAGAAAAAUUAAGAACAACUUGUUGUAUGUUCCCAAGAAGAAAAAUAGUAUAUUAAUGGGCUUCAUUAAAUGUACUAAAACAAACUUUCUUAUAGAACUUGACGUCGAGAAAAUGUAUCUUUGUAAAGACGCAAAAACAACGAAGAUAUAUAACAUAAAGUCCAAGUUCAUUGCUGAACAAAUAGUCAUGGUCGACCAAGAGUUACUUGGAGAUGUCAAACUCUGA